ACAAAAAAAUAUUCCACGAAGUUUUUAAAGAUUACUUAUGCGAAAAGUGCGGGAAGAGAUUUGGAAAUAAACAAAGUUUACUCAUACAUGUAAAGACUUUCCACGAGGAUCGCAAAGAUCACUUAUUACAGACCGAAAAAAAAUUUGAAAAAAAAUCGCCUUUACUCAUGCACGUGACGACAGCCCAUAAGCAAUGUAAAUAUUUCUCAUGCAAUAAUUGCGAAAGAAAAUUUGAACGAAAAUCAAAUAUGCUUAUACACCAGAAGACAGUCCAUGAACGUCAAAAAGAUUUUAAAUGUGAUAAGUGCGAGAAGAAAUUUGGAUAUCGAAGCGUUUUAAGAGAACAUCAAAAAGUAGUCCACGAUGGUCGCAAAGAUUACGCGUGCGACAAGUGCGAUAGAAAAUGUGGAAGUAAAACUAAUUUGUCAAAGCACCAAAAGAUGGUACACGAACGUCGCAAAGAUUACGCAUGUGACAAAUGCGAAAAAAAAUUUGGACAAAAAUUGUCUUGGCUUUUGCACCAGAAGGCCGUACACGAGGGCCGAAAAGAUUUCGCAUGCAACAAAUGCGAUCAGACAUUCGGAUUUCAAAGCAAUUUAUCAAGACACCAGAAAACAGUCCACGAAGGUUGCAAAAAUUAUGCAUGCAAUAAGUGUGAGAAGACAUUUGGACACAAAUGGACUAUGAUACAGCAUAUAAAGACAGUGCACGAAGGUCUGAAAGAUUACGAAUGCGACAAGUGCAAGAAGAAAUAUGGACGAAAAUCGCAUUUGUUCGAUCACCAGAAGACAGUACACGAACGUCGCAAAGAUUUCGCAUGCGACAAGUGCGAUAGAAAAUGUGGAAGUAAAACAAAUUUGUCAAAGCAUCAAAAGAUGGUACACGAAGGUCGAAAAGAUUUCGCAUGCAACAAAUGCGAUCAGACAUUCGGAACUCAGAGCAAUUUAGCAAGACACCAGAAAACAGUCCACGAAGGUUGCAAAGAUUACGCGUGCAAUAAGUGUGAGAAGAAAUUUACACAAAAACCGAGUUUGCUCUACCACCAAAGGAUAGGCCACGAAGGUCUGAAAGAUUACGAAUGCGACUAGUGCGAGAAGAAAUAUGGACGAAAAUCGCAUUUGUUCGAUCACCAGAAGACA
Molecule: messenger RNA, 1139 nt
Organism: Trichogramma pretiosum
Lineage: Eukaryota; Metazoa; Arthropoda; Insecta; Hymenoptera; Trichogrammatidae
Product: oocyte zinc finger protein XlCOF26-like
Exons: 1
Coding region: 168-1088 (306 amino acids)
Biological process (GO): regulation of transcription by RNA polymerase II
Cellular component (GO): nucleus
Molecular function (GO): RNA polymerase II cis-regulatory region sequence-specific DNA binding; DNA-binding transcription activator activity, RNA polymerase II-specific
Source: RefSeq, a predicted model, not a curated record